Molecule: messenger RNA, 324 nt
Organism: Oikopleura dioica
Lineage: Eukaryota; Metazoa; Chordata; Appendicularia; Copelata; Oikopleuridae
Source: the annotation of a GenBank genome assembly
AUGGACAUCUUCAGCAUUUCUUAUAGCUUGACUCCAAACAUUCCAUUUUUAAUCGAUUACGACUUUCUCUACUAUGGCUUGAUGCGAAAGAAGUCGAUGACCAUUGACUGCCAAGGAAGUUUCUACUUGAUUCCGUCGGAGAAAAACUUUAGCUCCGUCGGAAUAGUCCUCAAAAGAACCGACAAAGUCUGGCAGGGCUGGGGCUCGUCGCGAGAUUCAGCCAAACGCAGCAAGCAAAUGAAGAAAAGUAGAGCGACUAAGUCAUCCGAUGCGCUCCACAUUAUGCUUGGAGGAUUCAGCAUCAACAAAAGAUCCUGUAAAUAA